Molecule: messenger RNA, 4155 nt
Organism: Erpetoichthys calabaricus (reedfish)
Lineage: Eukaryota; Metazoa; Chordata; Cladistia; Polypteriformes; Polypteridae
Gene: tbc1d2b
Product: TBC1 domain family, member 2B
Exons: 13
Coding region: 79-2928 (949 amino acids)
Source: RefSeq, a predicted model, not a curated record
UAUACGACCAGUCAUGCGGCGGGAAGUAAGUGCUCAUUUGCAUCCGCUCGCGCCUAGGUAAAAAGUUUUCAUCCAACAAUGUACGGAGGACUCGGGGGUGACGGGUGUCAGCCGCAGAAAACAGCAAUGACACCUGCUCGGUCAUUUGACGGUGCCGACAGCGAGAGCCCCAAAGAGCAGGCACCGAAACUCUGCGGUUUUCUUAAUAAGCUGGCCGGGAAGGGGCCGCUGCGGGGCUUCAAGACGCGCUGGUUCGUUUACGACCCCCGAAAGUGCUAUCUUUACUAUUUCAAGACUCCCCAAGACGCGCUGCCCCUGGGUCACAUUGAAAUCGCCGAUGCUUACUUCAAUUAUGAAGUGGAAGCUGAUGAGGGGCAGUUUGAGAUUCACACUGCAGGCAAGGACUUCGUGCUGAAGGCUUCAAACAGGCAGGCUAUGACAUAUUGGCUCCAGCAACUCCAGCAAAAGAGAUGGGAAUUUUGUAACUCUAGAGGUACUAGCUGCAGGGACAGCUGGGCAUCCCCAACACUCCCAGAUUUUCCGAAAGGCCUGGUCGCCAAAGAUACAGAUGCUUUUAUUUUUGAAAAGCCCAGUGAAUCUACAGAAAGUGUCCGCAAUGAGUUUGCUGUUGAAUUUGCCUCAGAAGGUCUCGUUGGCAUCUGUUCAUCCAGAAACACAUCAGUACAACCCCCUACAAUCAACUUCUCAUUGAAACAUUUGGGCACCGAAAUAAGGAAUUCCAUGACUCAUCGAAGGCAAGGGAAAGGGAACAGUGAGAACAGAAGGAGUGUUUUUUAUACAGCCAAUGAGGAAUGGGAAAUGAUCGAUGCCCCUACAAAAGAGCUACAGGAGCAACUUGUUGCACAUGAAUUGACAAAGAAACCUCACCCUGACACUCACAGAUUUUCUUCUGGUUCAGCAUUCACAUUUGAUUUUGGGCGAUAUUCAAGGGUGAAGCGACCAUUUCUUCGGGAUAUGGUAGGACAAAAUAAAAAUCGCCAUAGCUGUGAGUCUUCAUCAGCUGAGUGGGUUUCAAGCAAUGGUGGCAAACCAUCAGAAGCUCAGCACAAACUCCAGAGCCAGCAGGAGGAGAUAAAAAAGCUGAAGGAGGAGCUUGUUAAUCAAAAGGAACUUAUACGACUGCUUCAGCAGACUUUAAAGAGCUCUCAGUAUGAAGUGCGCAACUUUAGUGCAAACACAGAGAGCAGCAAUGCCAGUGCAGAGUUGUUACAAGAAAGAAGCAUGCAAAUCCAGGCGCUGAGUGCUCAUAUGGAGAAGCUUGGUAAGGAGAAAGAAAACCUGCUACAUGAAGUAAAGUCACUGAAGAACAAAGUAGGAGAUCUUAAUGACCAGUUGGGCAUGCUGAUGGAGACAAUCCAAGCUAAGGAUGAGGUGAUUAUGAAGUUGUCCCAGCAGAGUUGCAGCCACUGUGAUGAUAACUCUUAUGCCCAGCGAGUGCAAAGUGACUUGAUUGGGAACAAAGACUUGCAAGAGCUGGACAAACUAAAGGAUAGUUUGCAAGGCUACAAAUCACAAAAUACAUUUCUGAACAAAGAGAUUCUGGAAUUAACAGUCCUUCGGAGAAAUGCAGAAAUGCGUGGAAAGACAUUAGAAGAAAAGUAUGCGGCACUUGAAGCAAAGCUGUGCCAGGUUGAGAGCAAGUACCUGGUCCUGUUGCAGGAAGUGAACAACCCUGUGUGUUCAGGAGAACAGGGGCCCACACGUGAGGUCAUCUCAAGGCUACUAGAAGAUGCCCUUCAAGUUGAAACACCAGAACAACCUGAACACACCAUCCAUAAACCACAUCCUGUCAGUGAAUAUGAUAUUUAUGGCUUUAAGACUGUUCCAGAAGACGAUGAGGAGGAGAAGCUAAUAGCAAAAGUAAGGGCUCUGGAGCUCAAGUCCUUGUCACUUACAGACCAGGAAGCCUCAAUACGAGUUAAAUGGGAUAACUAUUUAGCCAGCACAAUGAACCGUGAGAUGCUACGCUCACCAGAGCUCAAAAACCUAAUUCGCAACGGCAUUCCACAUGACCAUCGCUCCAAAGUAUGGAAAUGGUGCAUUUCGUUCCAUGUAAAGAAAUUCCGAGACACCGUUCCUGUAGACUAUUUCAACCUUUUGCUGGAAAAUGCACGUAAGAAACAGAAUCCUGCUUCAAAACAGAUCGAACUGGACCUUUUACGGACAUUACCAAACAAUAAACACUAUGCAUCUCCAACUUCUGAAGGUAUUCAGAAGCUAAGAAAUGUGCUUUUGGCAUUUUCAUGGAGAAACCCCGACAUCGGUUACUGUCAAGGCCUGAACAGGUUAGCUGCCAUUGCACUUCUCUACCUGGAGCAAGAGGAGGCAUUCUGGUGUCUGGUUGCUAUUGUGGAGGUCUUUAUGCCACGUGACUAUUAUACCAAGACACUGUUGGGGUCACAGGUUGACCAGCGAGUUUUUAAGGAUCUUUUAGGGGAGAAACUUCCCCGCUUGCAUGCUCAUUUCGAGACUUACAGAGUGGACUUCUCCCUCAUCACCUUCAACUGGUUUCUCGUAGUAUUUGUGGACAGUGUUGUCAGUGACAUUCUCUUCAAGAUCUGGGACUCCUUCCUUUACGAGGGACCAAAGAUCAUCUUUCGGUUUGCCUUGGCACUCUUCAAAUAUAAGGAGGAAGACAUCCUGAAGCUGCAAGAUUCAAUGGCCAUUUUCAAGUAUUUGCGUUAUUUCACAUGCACCAUCUUGGAUGCCAGAAAACUGAACACAAUCGCUUUUGUGGACAUGAAUCCCUUCCCUUUGCGACAAAUUCAGAACCGCAGAAGCUUUCAUCUGGAGAAGGUGCGCCUUGAGUUGACGGAGCUAGAGGCUAUUCGACAAAAAUUCUUACAGGAGCGUGACACUUGCCAAGAUGAACGAGACCUAUUAACUGAUGAUGAAGAGGACAAUUGAGGCAGACAGAAAUUUUCCUGAGUGAAAACUCUACACUUAUUUUGGGACAUUUGGCAUCUGCUUCUAGACAGAUAGAUAGAUAGAUAGAUAGAUAGAUAGAUAGAUACUUUAUUAAUCCCAAUGAUGCCAGCUUAUGCGGUUUAUUUUUAAUUUUUUUUCUUCUUGGUGGACUCAUGCUUGCUGCCUGUUCAGGGACAACUCUACUGUACAUACUCUCAUCAUCCAACCUAUUAGUUUAAGCUGCCUGCUUGACAUCAGCCAUCAUCCUUGUACAUGUAUAUACCACAAACCAAUUGAGUAAUAUAAACAACUGACACAUAAUGUAAGGGCAGAUGUGUGCAAAGACACACUGUACAUAAGGGCAUGUGCAUCUGGACACAAAGAGGCAACCACAAUCUGUACUAUGGUGAUGGCAUCAUGCAUGCAUAGAUAUAUAGGGCAUAUGCACAGCAUGCCCGUCAUGCAUAUGGGUCAGCUUAACUGCAGAAGGCUGAAUGGCUGCCACACAUCACAGAUUUUAGGUUAAUGUUUACAACCAUGCUGGUGUUUUGCUUGCUCUUUCUUUUUUAUGUCUUGGUGCCAAUAUUGUUCUUUUUUUCCAGGCCAUUAUUUUCUGUAACAGAAGCAUGUCAGGAACAUGUUUCCUAUGCACUUUGCUUUUCAUUUUUCUUGUAUGACAUUUUUUUAAUUGAGAAGUGUCUGCACACAUUCUGCAGGCCUAAUGAACUACUUUGGCUGCUGCCAAGUGUUGCAAGACUGUGAAGAGGCAUGCACCAACUGUCGCUGUUUGUACACAUUCCAUUGGGAAGAAGCUGUAUGCCUCCAGCUCAGCCGUGAUGCUUGUUAGUGUUUAAGCUAACCUAGAAGUGAGUCUAAUCAUUGUGACCAUCACCCCUGUAGGAGGUGCUCUUUUAGAGCUGGAGACAUCCUUCAACAGAAUAAGCUGAGAAUGUCAAGUUCAUUGGGGUAAAGAAGUCAAUGCCUAUGCCAGGCUCAUAUGAUCUUCCCACUUAAUUUUGCUCUGUUCAGGGCAUAGACGAGGAGUAUUGGUAUGUACUUUUAAACAUUCCAACUUAUUUUCAGUAUUCUGUGCUGACACGUGCUAAUGGCAAGAGGAGUAAGGAGGCACGCUGAGGAUCUCAGUAUUGCUAUCUGAUCUUUAUGUAUGUAAUCAUGUUUGCUGUACAGUAUUAAUCAGCAGCCUGCUAAAUAAACUCCCUGCUUGUA